AUUCCAUUUAUUGACAUUAUGUUCAAAGUUUAAUUAGAUUAUGCUAAAAUUAACCAUCAUGUACAGAACACUUGCUGAGAAAGUGAUCGCGACAAACUAUUUAUACAUAGAAAAUCCUAAACAUUGGCGAAGUCAGAAUAUUAUUGCACAUGGACUUACAAGGGCCGACCGAACAGAAACCCUCAGUGUUCAACCGGCUCGAUUCCUAUGUUGGUAAGAGCCGAGUAGGGAAAUGGUUCAAGCUAGCAGAGCGAAAGACGACCUUCACAACCGAGCUGCGGGCCGGGACUGCCACGUUCCUCACCAUGGCCUACAUCCUUGCUGUGAAUGCAAGCAUCCUCACCGACUCAGGCGGCACUUGCACCGUCGCUAAUUGCACCUCCCUCUGCUCUGACCCCAGCAUUCCCUUAGCCAGCUGCACGGGUCCCUCCCUAUGGAUCAAACCUCCUGAUGAGUCGUGCAAGUACCCACCUGUGAACCAGGGCUACACAAGCUGCCUCGAGAAGACGCGUAAGGACAUGAUCGUGGCCACUGCGGCAUCGUCCCUCAUUGGUUGUCUCAUCAUGGGCCUCUUCGCAAACCUCCCACUGGGCCUAGCGCCGGGAAUGGGCACAAAUGCUUACUUCACCUACACCGUGGUUGGGUUCCACGGGUCGGGAAAGGUGCCCUACAAGAGUGCCCUCGCGGCAAUAUGCAUUGAGGGCUUGAUCUUCCUCUUCGUGUCAGCAGUUGGGCUACGGGCCAAGCUUGCCAAUCUUGUACCCGAGCCGGUCCAGGUCUCGUCUUCAGCAGGCAUUGGGUUAUUCCUGGCAUUCAUCGGACUGCAAAAGAACCAGGGGAUUGGGUUAAUUGGGUUUAGCCCAUCAACGCUUGUAACGCUCGGUGGCUGCCCAAGGUCUUCCCGGGUUAGGGUAGCCCCCGUUACUAACGGCACCGACGCGUUCGUCCCUAGUGGAAUCAUUUCGGAGGAGAUCUACUGCUUGAAUAACCGCAUGGAGAGCCCGACGCUUUGGCUUGGGAUCAUUGGUUUCAUAAUAAUUGCGUACUUCCUGGUGAAAAACAUUAAGGGUGCCAUGAUAUACGGCAUCGUCUUUGUAACGGUCAUCUCAUGGUUCCACGACACCUCAGUCACAUCAUUUCCAGACACGGAACUCGGGAACUCGUCCUAUCGUUACUUCAAAAAAAUCGUGGAUGUCCAUGGGAUCAAGACCACGGCGGGCGCCUUGAGCUUCAAGGACAUCGGGACAAGGUACUUCUGGGAAGCCCUGGCGACAUUCCUGUACGUGGACAUACUCGAUACCACGGGAACGUUGUACUCCAUGGCCAGGUUUGCUGGUUUCACGGACCUUAAUGGCGAAUUCGAGGGCCAGUACUUUGCAUUUAUGUCCGAUGCUGCAUCGAUCGUGGUGGGAUCCCUGCUCGGGACUUCACCCGUGACCGCUUUCGUCGAGUCGUCGACCGGGAUAAAGGAGGGCGGACGGACCGGGUUGACCGCAUUGACCGUGGCGGGGUACUUUUUUCUGGCGUUCUUCUUCACACCGUUGCUGGCCUCGAUUCCUCCGUGGGCGGUGGGGCCACCGUUGAUCUUGGUCGGGGUUAUGAUGUUGAGAUCUGUGGUUGAGAUUGAGUGGAAUGAUAUGAGGCAGGCAAUUCCCGCAUUCAUCACAAUAAUUCUCAUGCCAUUGACAUAUUCCAUAGCUUACGGAUUGAUUGGAGGGAUUGGAACUUACAUUGUAUUGCAUAUUUGGGACUGGGGAAUGGAAUUAUUGGGUAAUUAUAGAAUUGGAAUUGGGAAAAGAUGCAAACAGGAUAAUGACAAUUAUAGCAUUAGGGGAAUUAGUGAUAAAAUUGUUCAAGUGUAGAGAGAGAGGGAGGGGAAAGAACAUAAAAUUGCCGAUAAUAAUGUUAUUUACUAUUAUUAUCA
Punica granatum (pomegranate) is the source of this 1924-nucleotide messenger RNA. The record is from RefSeq and is a predicted model, not a curated record. NCBI's taxonomy places the organism in Eukaryota, Viridiplantae, Streptophyta, Magnoliopsida, Myrtales, Lythraceae.